This is a messenger RNA of Aspergillus puulaauensis, 843 nucleotides long. Its product is annotated as RTA1 domain-containing protein. Gene Ontology annotation, cellular component: membrane. The record is from RefSeq and is a predicted model, not a curated record. NCBI's taxonomy places the organism in Eukaryota, Fungi, Ascomycota, Eurotiomycetes, Eurotiales, Aspergillaceae. The transcript is spliced from 3 exons. Bases 1 to 843 code for a protein of 280 amino acids.
AUGGCACACAAGUACUACAACUACAAUCCCUCCGAAGGCGCCGCCAUCCCCUUCGCCGCGCUGUUCGGCCUCACCACCGUCAUCCACAUCUGGCAGACAAUCCGAACCCGAACAUGGUACCUGAUCCCGUUCAUAGUUGGCGGCGUCUUCGAGGCAAUCGGCUACCUCUGCAGAUUCAUCAGCGCGCGAGAAACCCCAGACUGGACAAUGAAGCCCUACGUCGGCCAAAGCGUGCUCAUUCUGCUCGGCCCAGCCCUGUUCGCCGCCUCAAUCUAUAUGCUCCUCGGACGCAUCAUUCGCGUUUUAAACGCCGGUUCGAUCUCGCCUAUUCGGCCGACAUGGUUAACAAAGAUCUUCGUGACGGGCGAUAUUCUCUCCUUCUUACUCCAAAGCGGCGGAGGCGGAAUGCAAGCGAGUGCCACGGACGCCUCAAAAGCAGACAUGGGCGAGAAGAUGAUCCUCGGCGGUCUCUUCGUGCAGAUCCUCUUCUUCAGUAUCUUCAUCAUUGUCUCGAUAAUCUUUCACCGGCGGAUGCUUUCAACGCCCCUGAACUACAUUGGAACUGGGCUGCCGUGGGGCCGGUACCUCAAAAUCCUGUAUGCUGUCAGCACGCUGAUUAUGGUCCGUUCGGCGUUUCGGGUUGCGGAGUAUGUUCAGGGGAAGGAGGGGUUUCUGCAGAGUAAGGAGGUGUUUAUCUAUCUGUUUGAUGGGGCGCUUAUGCUUGUUUGCUGUGGCGUUUUGAAUGUUUGGCAUCCGAGUGCGAUUGUUGAUGGGAGGAAGGACAAGUAUAAGCCGGCGGAGGAUUUGGAGAUGUUGAGAGGGGGUGCCCAUACUGCGUACUAG